Molecule: messenger RNA, 860 nt
Organism: Microstroma glucosiphilum
Lineage: Eukaryota; Fungi; Basidiomycota; Exobasidiomycetes; Microstromatales; Microstromataceae
Exons: 1
Coding region: 222-698 (158 amino acids)
Source: RefSeq, a predicted model, not a curated record
GACUCAAACGGGGAAGACGGGGAAGUUUGCCUCUCAAAUUGCUCCCUUGUCGUUCGGACUCCGUACAGCAGGAAUGGCUACGUCACAGCACCGCGAUCCUGAGCGACAUGAGCUUAUACGUGUUCCUUUCGGCGUUCACAUCUUGACCCGUCUUGCAUACUGUACUCUGACUUCCCUGGAGGAAGAGGACGUCCUCAUUGUUCCUGACAACACGUAUCGAAAUGGCCUUCAAGAGACCCCUCGCCUUUCUGCUGCUUUGCUGCUUCGCCUGCUUCACGGUCAGAGCAGCUUCCGAAGAUGUCCUUCGGGGCAGAAUGGAGAGGCCGCAACUUGUCAGGACGUUACGGCAGAAUCAUCGCGGCGAGCACAUCGCAGAAAGCCAGCCGUCAUCGGCAUCAGAUUCCCCAAGCAGCAGGGGAGCAUACCCAAUCUAUCCUUCUCCUGCUCGCAGCGCAAGCCCUCGCAUGUCGUCUACCAAUCCGUCCUCCCUCCAUUCUGUUUCGACACCGCCACAAGCUCCGCGACCAAGGAAGGGCUUUGAGAAGGUCAAGGCAGAAGUCAAGAAGAAAGUGCAAAGGGUCGGCAAGACGCUCAAAGGCUGGUUCGUGAGCUCUCAUAGGCCACAUGGACAUCGCCAUCCCCCGCGACGGCAUGACAGUCGGAGCGGAGCAUGGCCUUUGUCCCCGACUCGGGUCUGACGAGCGAUCAAGCAAGGCCAGGAAUCGUUGUGCUUAUGCCUCGCGACUCCGAAGACCCUUGCUCCAUGUCCAGCUCCCCUCUACAUAUGCCUGGAGCAAACACUAACCCGGAUAGCAAGGCUUGUCAUUCCGCUUUGCCCAACGGCAACGCAAGCUACUAGU